CUUACUUCGUAUUUUUUUCCUCUCUUUUUCUUUCUAUCUCUCUCUCUCUCUUCUCUUUCUCCUGGUUCCUUCUUCUUCAUCUUCCUUUGGUCUUGCGAAGAUCUAGAAAAACCCUAGGACGUGGAAGAUCACCAAGAUCGAGAGGAAGAUCUAAUUAGGUUUAAAAUUGAUGGGGAGAGGGAAGAUUGUGAUCCGGAGGAUCGAUGAUUCGACGAGUAGGCAAGUCACUUUCUCCAAAAGAAGAAAGGGUCUCAUCAAGAAAGCUAAAGAACUUGCUAUUCUCUGCGACGCCGAGGUUGGUCUCAUCAUUUUCUCCAAUACCGACAAGCUCUAUGACUUUGCCAGCUCCAGUAUGAAAUCGGCUAUUGAACGAUUUAACAAGACCAAGAUGGAGCAGCAACAACUAUUUAACCCUGCGUCGGAAGUUAAGUAUUGGCAGAGAGAGGCCACAGCUCUAAGGCAAGAACUGCACUCAUUGCAGGAAAAUCAUCGACAACUAACGGGAGAGCAAUUAAGUGGUUUGAGCGUUAAGGAGUUGCACAAUAUAGAGAGCCAACUUGAAAUGAGUUUACGUGGAAUUCGUUUGAAAAAGGAACAAAUUUUAACCAAUGAAAUCAAAGAACUAACCAGAAAGAGGAAUGUUAUUCAUCAUGAGAACCUCGAAUUGUCGAGAAAAGUACAAAUGAUUCAUCAAGAAAACGUGAAACUACACAAGAAGGCGUGUGCAGCCUCAAGCACAGGUGGAUUGGGACUUCGUGAGCCAGAAGAUGCGGACGAUGAAUCCCAUGCACAGGUUAGGCUGCAGCUAAGCCAGCCUGAGCAGGCCCCAUUAUGAGACCCCAUGCAAAGAGCUAAGAUCAUAAAACGAGAAAGUGAGAGUGUAAUCAUGUCGAAGAACAAACCAAAGGUUUGAUUUGGUACGAUAUAUAUCGUCUCAAGGGAAAAAUGGAUCAGCUUGACGAUUGCUUUCUUUAAAGCUUUCUAAUUUGGUUUCAAGUAUAUAAUUAAGACAUAUGAGAAUACAUAAGAUAUAGUUAAGUAUGUGUUCAAUUUGAGUUUCGGUUUGAUUUGCAGUACAAUUUUGUUCGUUUUUUUGGGUUAUUGAAUAGCAACUAAAAUAUUCACCUUGGCUUGCUUUGAUUAUUUUUCUUUGAUUCACCAUUUAUACACAAUAGAAU
Molecule: messenger RNA, 1178 nt
Organism: Thlaspi arvense
Lineage: Eukaryota; Viridiplantae; Streptophyta; Magnoliopsida; Brassicales; Brassicaceae
Source: the annotation of a GenBank genome assembly